This is a messenger RNA of Exophiala viscosa, 948 nucleotides long. RefSeq names its product 30S ribosomal protein S19. Gene Ontology annotation, cellular component: mitochondrial small ribosomal subunit; cytosolic small ribosomal subunit; ribosome. Gene Ontology annotation, biological process: ribosomal small subunit assembly; translation. Gene Ontology annotation, molecular function: RNA binding; structural constituent of ribosome. Lineage: Eukaryota; Fungi; Ascomycota; Eurotiomycetes; Chaetothyriales; Herpotrichiellaceae. The record is from RefSeq and is a predicted model, not a curated record. The transcript has 3 exons. The coding region runs from base 169 to 453 and encodes 94 amino acids.
CGAGCAAGAAUGACCGAAGGGGCGUUGGAAAUACGAGUCGCCGAAUCGCUGUGACAAACAGACCAAACAUCCACCGGGAACAACCUCGAAAACGCUUCGAGAGAAAUCGGUAGACGGCCCUUUGCGCACCAACAACGGCUUUGUACAAGUCAUGAGUCUGCAAUAACCAUGCGUGCAACUCUCGCGCUACUGAAGCGCUCCGUCUGGAAAGGACCGAAUAUCGUCCCGUUACCCGAACUCAAACCUGCUGGCUCCGGCAAAAACAUUCAGAUCAUCAGGACACAGCAACGCGCCGCCUCUAUAUUACCGAGCUUUGUCGGACUACGGUUUGCCGUGCACAAUGGAAAAACAUACAACGAGGUCUAUAUAACGGAGGAGAUGGUGGGAAGAAAACUGGGAGAAUUCGCUCCUACGAGGAAACGAUUCACAUACAAGAUGUCUAAGAACAAAUGAAAAUGGAUAUCAACUUUGCUGUACGAUACCCGUUGCCUGGUCUGGGUCGGUCCCUUCGGCGUUCAAUUUGCUAGGUGGCUAGGUGCCUUGUUCAGCUGUGCCAUACCAAUGGCGGGCUUCACUUGUUCUCCGGAGAGCGCCAGUGGAAGGUCAUGGGUUUUCGCAAAAAGGCCGGUCUAACACGGGGCACUCUCCCUUUUUGACAUUCUGUUCUAUGAGAUUGAGAUUGGGAAUGCAGAACGGAACGAACGAACCUGGCCGAUGGAGUCAACCAUAUAUCGGGCCGAUCACGAAUGUCCAUCAGGAUCUCCAUGGAGCCAGAUUUAAUAUAAAAUCAGAGAACACGAACUGCAAACUCGUGAUUGGCAAUCUUUCAGGGCUGCUCUUUAUCGUCCUUCUAUGACUAUGCAAUACAGGCCAUGCAUGACAUUCAUCCCAGCCUGAAUGCCCUCCCUUAACUCCAUUCGCUAUGCAUUAAAGGUGUUCUCAAGUACA